AUGGAACAUCCAAAUGGUCAGCUAAAUUAGCAAUUACUGUCAUAUGUGCGCAGGGUCUGAUUGGUAAAGACAAAACAGGGACAAGUGACCCCUAUGUCACUGUUCAGGUUGGGAAAACUAAGAAACGAACCAAGACCGUUGCCCAAGAUCUUAACCCUAUUUGGAACGAAAAGUUCUACUUUGAGUGCCACAAUUCCUCUGAUAGGAUCAAAGUCAGAGUUUGGGACGAAGAUAAUGAUUUUAAGUCAAAAGUUAUGCAAAAAUUAACUAGAGAGUCAGAUGACUUUCUUGGCCAAACUAUCAUAGAAGUACGGACACUAAGUGGUGAAAUGGAUGUCUGGUAUAAUUUAGAGAAGAGAACUGAUAAAUCUGCAGUAUCUGGUGCUAUUAGACUACAUAUUAGUGUAGAGAUCAAGGGAGAG
Owenia fusiformis is the source of this 422-nucleotide messenger RNA. The record is from the annotation of a GenBank genome assembly. Lineage: Eukaryota; Metazoa; Annelida; Polychaeta; Sabellida; Oweniidae.